Molecule: messenger RNA, 2421 nt
Organism: Ipomoea nil (Japanese morning glory)
Lineage: Eukaryota; Viridiplantae; Streptophyta; Magnoliopsida; Solanales; Convolvulaceae
Product: zinc finger BED domain-containing protein RICESLEEPER 4-like
Exons: 10
Coding region: 1-2421 (806 amino acids)
Molecular function (GO): DNA binding; protein dimerization activity
Source: RefSeq, a predicted model, not a curated record
AUGAUAGUCCGAUUGUCCAGUACUCCGGUGGACGGUGGUGGAAGCCCUUCUCUUGGUGAUUACAGAGUAGAGACCCUUGUUCUCCGGGGAAUAUUCAGGGGAAAUCAAAUGGAGAGCAUCAGUCAACCUAGUUCUGGACCACAACCUUCAACUCAGGAGGGACAAGGACAACCCCAAGGCACUGAGAUACCUCAGCAGCCUCAGGUGACUCCUGUUGUUCCACAGAAAAAGAGAAAAGAGGUUGAGUCCAGAUCCAGGGUGUGGGAGCACUUUGUAAAGAUAUAUGAUAAAGAGAACAAUCUGAUUGAGGGGAGGUGCAUAUAUUGUUCUAAGAUCUUUUGUUGUCAGCCAAAAAAACAUGGCACUUCAUCUUUAAGAAAUCAUAUGGUGGCCUGUCUUAAAAAUCCUCACUCGAAGGAUACAAGGCAGUCACUUCUGACUUUCAAUGCUGUUUCAUCCUCUGCACCAGGGUGUUCUGAAGGGGUAAUGGGGGAAUUAGGCACAUGGGUGUUUAAUCAGGAAACCAUUAGGAGGGCUUUGUGUGAGAUGAUUAUAAUAGAUGAGUUGCCCUUUAGGUUUGUUGAUGGGAUAGGGUUUAGGAGAUUUAUUCUAGUUGCCUGCCCAAGGUUCCAAAUCCCUUCUAGGUGGACAGUUUCAAAGGAUAUUUUCCAAAUAUACCUAGAUGAGAGAUCAGUCCUUAAACAAAUUUUUAAGGGUUGCUCCCAAAGAGUCAGCUUAACCACUGACACAUGGACCUCUGUACAGAGGAUAAACUAUAUGUGCAUUACUGCACAUUUCAUUGAUGAUCAGUGGAAGCUCAACAAAAAAAUCAUAGCCUUUGUCCCUGUUUCAUCUCAUAGGGGAGAGUAUAUAGCCAAGGCCUUGGAGACUUGUCUGGUUCAGUGGGGUAUUAAGAAUGUUUUUACUGUCACAGUUGACAAUGCCUCUUCCAAUGAUACUGCCAUGGGAUUUUUUAAGAGUAAAUUGAUGUCUUGGGGUACCACUUCUGUAAGGUCUAAGUACAUGCACAUGAGGUGUAUAGCCCACAUUCUGAAUCUGGUGGUGCAAGAUGGGUUGAAGUUUGCUGAUACUUCAGUUAAGAGGGUUAGGGAAGCAGUUAGAUGGGUUAGGAACUCCCCUGCAAGGCUAAAAAAAUUUAGAGAUCUUGCUGAACUUAUUGGGGUGGAAGCCAAAUCAGUUUUGCAGUUGGAUGUUCCUACAAGAUGGAAUAGCACAUAUAUGAUGUUGAACACUGCAAUCCAUUUGGUAACUCUGCUAAAAACUUUCUAUGACAUGGCUGUGAGAAUUUCUGGUUCUCUUUAUGUUACAUCUAACACUUUCUUUAGUGAGAUCUGUGAUCUUAGUUGCAUGUUAGAUGACAUGACUGGUAGUGAAUCUGAAUCUGAAUCUGAAAAGUUAACUCAACUUUAUGGUGAUGAGAAAGGCAAAGCCUGUUUUGAGAAGGUCCAAUCUGCACUUCUUGAGCUGUACAAUGAUUAUGCUGCCACUUACUCUGUGGAUGUGAACACUGAACCAGCUGCGGUUGCCCAACCUUCUCAAACUGUCUCUGUGAGUGUGCAGCCUAGUGCUGUAACUGUUGGUAGGCCACAAGGUAAGUUGAAAUCUCAAUUGAAAAGGCAAAGGAUGGAGAGUGGUGGAAGCCUUAAACAGACUGACCUGCAAAUAUAUUUGAGUGAGGCCAUUGUGGAAGAUAAGGUUGAUUUUGAUAUUCUAAAAUGGUGGAAGGUGAACUCUGAAAGACUGCCAAUUCUCUCUAAAAUGGCAAGGGAUAUUCUUGCAGUUCCAAUAUCCACUGAUUGGUUGAGAUUACCAAAUCAACCUAUUCAAAUUGAAGAAAAUAUUGAUGAUUGUGAAAGGCUUGAGAAAGAGUUGCCAACUGGGGUUAGGACUGCUGGAACUUCCCUACCAACCAUUGCAGUAAUGUUCAUUCAUUCUGCUCUCGUGCCCCAGCCCCUUCCACAGUUCCACUUGAUUGAACAUUUGAACAUCAGGUUACAGCUUGACAGGGAUGGAAGAAGAAUUUUGCCAACCUUAAGGAACAAUGAGCAACGUGAAUGGAUCGCCGGAGCUUUGCCGUCUGUCAAAGGCUCCUCGUUGCUGCUCGUGAUGUCUUCUUGCUUUACAGGAUGGAAGCUCACGUCCAGACGGAGACCAGAGCCUGCUGCUCAAUCGUCGACCGCCGGAGUUCGCUCUGACGCGCCGCUGGAAGUUCUCCGCUGGAUGUCGCCGGAGUUCUUUACCAUUGCAGGUCGCAUCACCGGAAAAUUUUGUGUUUGCAGAAAUCGCUGGAGGCCGUCGGAGUUGUUGAAGGUCGCCGAACUUUUAGAAGUCGAUGCCCUCUGUUCAUCUCUGCUUCUCUACUGCUUGGAUUUCGAUGCUACUGGACUUGCCGAUUGUUGA